Molecule: messenger RNA, 2015 nt
Organism: Chlamydomonas reinhardtii
Lineage: Eukaryota; Viridiplantae; Chlorophyta; Chlorophyceae; Chlamydomonadales; Chlamydomonadaceae
Exons: 9
Coding region: 186-1172 (328 amino acids)
Source: RefSeq, a predicted model, not a curated record
GUCCGGGUUACAGGAUUUGACGUCGAUGGUGCUGCACCGGAGGAUCGCACGUUUGCGUGCGGCUUCGCUGGGUGCUGGGUCUCGCCAUCUGCCCUGGCGCUGCUUACUGGGCGGGAGCUUGGCUGCGCGGCUGCGCUGUCUCUCCUGGGUGCGGCUGCCCGUGUGGGGGCCCGCGGCUGAAUAGCAUGGUGAGUGUACGGGCAGCGACCCAUUGGAUUAGCACCAACGUCACGGGCGCCAAGUGGGGUGACGCCUACGAUGAGGGGUACCAGCGGCUGCAGGACUAUGUCAAGGGCGGCAACGCGGACGGCCGCAAACUGCCGCAGACCAACCCCUCCUUCACGCUGGUGUACGUGUCCGACCCGCGCGCUCACGCCCUGUCCUCCACCUUCACCAUCGAGUACUUCGUGCCCUUCGAGCUGCAGGACACGCCGCCCGCGCCCACCUCCACCGAGCUGGCCGUGACCCCCGUGGAGCAGCAGGACGUGUGGGUGCUCAGCUUCGGCGGGUUCGCCACAGAGGACGUGGUGGUCACACGGGGUUUUGAGUUCCUGGCCAACCUGACCGGCGACGGGCUGGAUGUGGCCACCGAGUACUUCGGGGUGGCGCUGUACGACCAGCCUGCCCGGCUGCUCAAUCGCCACAACGAGCUGUGGGUGUGGUCCAAGGGCCCCGCACCCAGCACCACCACCACCACCACCACCACCACCAGCGCCAAGAACGGCAACGCCAAGAACUGCGGCGGCGCUGACUACCGUGGCCGCAGCAAGAAGGCCCAGCAGCAGCAGCAGCAGCAGCAGCAGCAGCAGCAGCAGCAGCAGCAGCAGCAGCAGCAGCAGGCUUCCGGCGGCGGCGCCUUUGCCAGCAGCUUUGCUUCAAGCAGCAGUGGCGGCGAUGGUGAGGAGGAUGAUGUGCGUGUGGUGAUGGAGCAGGCGUGGCAGGCCGUGGGGCGGGACGGGCGCGUGCGCGCCGGCCGCAGCUCCUACGACUCGGCGGCGGCGGCGGGCGGCCGCAGCCAGCAGGGGCAGCAGCAGCAGGACAGCGCUGACGGCGGCAGCGGCCCGGGCUUUGAGGACGUCCGCCGCGCACGAGAGAGCCUGCGGGACAGCAUUGAGCGCAUGAUGCGCCGCGCACAGCAGCAGCAGCAGCAGCAGCAGCAGCAGUUCGCGUGAGAGCUACGUGCGGCAGGCUGCGACGAUGCCGUUAUGUAUGUUUGGAGGCAAGAGAAGGAGGCAGAUUGCGUUUCCAUAUUGCUUGAGUUGAUACCGCGGUUGCGUCGUGGGGCCUGGCUGGCAAACUAACAUCAGGUUGGCGAGGUUUCGGCGGGUUCAAAGUGUGCUGCUUGUUUGUUGCUUGUGCGGCUUGGGGUACGGCUUGAUGAGGUCCGCGGCGGGAAACCAUGCAUGCUUCUGCUCUCCACACCACCGGCCUCGAGUGGACUGCUGCUGCUUCUGGCUGGUUGCGUCUGGCUACUGCUAAGAUUAGGGCCGGGCGGGGCGUCUGGGCAGCAACCGCAGGGGCCGUUUCGGCAGUUCGGUAGCCGGGGACCGGACUUGGAAGUACGGUAAGACUGCAACCCGCCGGAACCCGCCGUGGCGAAGGCGCUCCCGCGGCGAUUAUCCAGAGGCCCCCACGCACCCGCCAGGCAUUAUCGUAAGCAAGCAAGCAGCCAAGCACAGGGCAGUGUGACUGUGUGAGUGUGUGUGCUGGGGGGGGCAUGAAGUGCUGCGGGCUAGGCUGCGGGCCGCGGUGACGUAUGCACGCGUGUUGUGUGUAUGAUAGAUGUGUGUGUGUGUGUGGCUGAUGUGCGAGGUGGUUGCGGAGUUUUGUUGGUUGACAGCUAGCUGCGGAGCUGCCUGUGGCGCUAGGAAAUCAUGGAGGCCGUGUUGCAUUCUUUUCGUCCGUAGUUGCCGCUUCCAAGACACACACAGUGGACGUGCCGGCACGGCGGGCACACAAAUUUCUGUGUUUGCCAGUAAAAAUAACAUCUGCGGUAUCGUAAUGUGCUAGUUGAG